GUCCGGUCGGGCGCAGUGCACUGCACACUAGCAUCUCUUGGAGACUUCUCUUGAUACAAGCAAUUGUUGUCGAAAGAUGAUCUUGGCAGUCGCUCUCUGCUUGGCGGCGGUUGUAGCGCCGCCCCAGCACGCUUACGCCCAGACGUACCACGUUGGCAGAGUCAUCCGACAGAUCAACCAGUCAAACCGAGGAACCUUCUCGAGCGCGUCGAGCGGCUUCCAGAGUGCAGGCGGCGCCGCAGGCUGCAUCUGCGCACCGAUCAUUUUCUGUGCUCAGGAACUCCGUCAGAUUCAACAGCAGUGCGCUUUGCCUGGCAACAUCCCUGGCGUCUGCUGCCCUCCCACGACGCUCGCAGCGUCAGCAUCGGCGCCGGGCACGGGCGACAACAACGUGUUCGCGUCGGCGAGCGUCCAGGUAAACCUACAGCCGCUCGAUAACGGCGCCCUCGCCCAGGCCUUCAAUAAAGGCAUUGCCGAUCUCAGGAACCUGCAGCAAUUAGAAGAGAGGCUUUUCCGGAACAACAUCUUCCUCCAGCGCGGUACUCCCGCCUACGGCCACUUGCGCGUGUUCACCAUCAACCCCCAGGCCAAGCAGAGGCACCUGAACGCCUUCGCUAUCGCCAUGGCAUCUGUUCACAUCAUGGAAGACCUCUCGCUUACGGCUCGCCAGGGAGGUUUUGGACUGCAGCAAAUGGACGUGAGAAACACCAUCCUGGGCGACCGCUGCCCCUCCGUCCCGAACUGUAACCUCAGAAACAAGUACCGCACAGCCGACGGAUCCUGCAACAAUCCACGCCAACCCACGUGGGGCCAGAGCAACACUCCAGUGCAGAGAAUUCUGCCAGCACGCUAUGACGAUGGCGUAUUCAGCCCCCGCUCGCGCUCCACGGAUGGUUCGCCGCUGCCCAACCCGCGCGUGAUCGCCAGCAAUGUCCUGGUGGACGUCGACAACCCCGACCAGCAGUUCACUUCCUCCGUCAUGCAGUGGGCGCAGUUCUUGGACCACGAUUUCGCGCACAUUCCUUUCCCUGUCAUGGGAAACGGCGAAGGCAUCGAGUGCUGCCCCGGGGGCCGCGAGGCACAGGGUGACGACCGCCACCCGAUGUGCAUGCCAAUCAACACUGCCGACGACCGCUUCCUGGCACCGAGAGGCAGCUCCUGCAUGAACUUUGUCAGGAGCAUGUUUUCUCUGGAAACUUCUUGCAACUUCGGUCAUGCUGAACAGCUCAAUCAACUCACGCACUGGAUCGACGGCUCCAACGUGUAUGGCUCCACGCUGGAGGAGCAGAGGGCGCUGCGCACCGGUCGCGGUGGCCUCCUCAAGACCUCGGGCAACAACAUGCUGCCGAUCAACCCUGACCAAGGCGGUGACUGCACGGCUGGCGACCGGAACGCUCUGUGUCUGCAGGCGGGCGACUCGCGCGUGAAUGAGCAGCCGGGCUUGACGGCCAUCCACACCCUCUGGUUGAGGGAGCACAACCGCGUCGCCCGCACGCUGCAGCAGCUCAACCCUUCCUGGCCGGACGAGGCCGUGUUCCAGCAGGCGCGCAGGAUCAUCGUUGCCGAAAUGCAACACAUCACCUACAACGAGUGGCUGCCCAUCAUUGUCGGGCCCAAUUUCAUGCGAGAAUUCGGCAUCAAUGUGAGGAACAGCGGAUUCAGCUUCGAUUACAACCCCAACAUAAACGCCAACAUGAACAACGAAUUUUCUACCGCUGCCUUCCGCUUCGGACAUACAUUGGUACAGGGGACGCUAAGACUGUUCUCUGGAGACGGAUCUGUGAGCACUAUUCAGCUGCGUGACCACUUCAACUCGCCUCACCUGAUAUCCCGACCAGGCAUGCUGGAUCCCAUUGUAAGGAGCUUCACGCAACUCGCCAUACAGAAAUUCGAUCCCUUCAUUACUCAGGAUCUUACCAACCACUUAUUCCAAACUCCACGCUUCAACUUCGGAAUGGACCUUAUGAGCCUGAACAUUCAGCGUGGUCGCGAUCAUGCCAUCGCCACGUACAAUGACAUGCGCCAAAUCUGCGGCCUCAAGCGGGCAAACAACUUCCAGGAUAUAACGGAUCAGAUCCCAACACCGAUCGCGCAAAAUCUGGCGCGGGUCUACAAGAGCGUGGAUGACAUCGACUUCUUCGUAGGCGGCAUCUCCGAGCGGCCUGUGUCAGGUGGCCUACUCGGAUGGACGUUUCUGUGUGUGGUGGGCGAUCAGUUCGCCAGACUGAAGAAGGGAGACCGAUUCUUCUACGACCUUGGAGGCCAGCCUAGCUCUUUCACUGAAGCUCAACUUCAGGAGAUUCGCCGUAGUUCUUGGGCAAGAAUCAUCUGUGAUAACUCUGACAACAUCCAGGCCGUCCAACCGCUCGCCUUCAUGCUCACCAACACGCGCUUCAACCAGCCCAUCGCAUGCGACAGCCCCGUUAUCCCUAGGCCUAACCUCGAGGCCUGGCGCGGGGAAGUACCUUAGCUGUCCCUCCCCGGCUCGAGUCGAGGAGAAAAGCCAGAGGAAGACUCCGAAAGAAGAUGGAAACGUGGGAGAGGCUCGAUUUUGCAUUAGAUGUUAUCAAACCUUUUGAGGAUUAGCAAGAGAACUACAAUAAGGAAUGAAAAUGAGCAGUUGCAGACCACAUGUCUCAUACAUUUUCUAAACAUGCUUAUUUCAUUGAUAUUAAAAUUUUACAUUGAAGAAUAUUAAGUUCGAUAAAUGAUUAUGUUCACUCGUUUUUCCUAAUAACUGAAAUUAUCAAGCA
Messenger RNA from Penaeus chinensis, 2753 nucleotides. RefSeq names its product chorion peroxidase-like. NCBI's taxonomy places the organism in Eukaryota, Metazoa, Arthropoda, Malacostraca, Decapoda, Penaeidae. Gene Ontology annotation, molecular function: heme binding; peroxidase activity. The record is from RefSeq and is a predicted model, not a curated record. Gene Ontology annotation, biological process: response to oxidative stress.